This is a messenger RNA of Diaporthe amygdali, 1248 nucleotides long. RefSeq names its product zinc carboxypeptidase a. Gene Ontology annotation, biological process: proteolysis. NCBI's taxonomy places the organism in Eukaryota, Fungi, Ascomycota, Sordariomycetes, Diaporthales, Diaporthaceae. Gene Ontology annotation, molecular function: metallocarboxypeptidase activity; zinc ion binding. Bases 1 to 1248 code for a protein of 415 amino acids. The record is from RefSeq and is a predicted model, not a curated record. The transcript has 4 exons.
AUGAAAUCGUCGCUAAUCUCCACGCUCCUGCUGCCAUUGGUAGCAGCCGUUGCGCUCCCGCAAGAGGAGGUAAAGGUUGACUAUACCGGCUACAAGGUAUUUCGAGUCGACCUUGGCUCUGACGCCACGGUCUCAGCGGAGGUGUCGCAGCUCGCGGUCCAUGUACUGAAUCCUGGUAGUACUGGGGCUGUUGAUGUCGUAGUCGCUCCUGACUCGGUGUCUGCACUUGAGGGACUUGGCUUGAACAGCACUGUCCUGGAUGAGGAUUUGGGUGCCAGUAUCGCUGCGGAAGGCGAGAUUUCCCAGGCCCUGGCUGUCCCUGAUCCCUCAUGGUUCACUGCAUAUCACGCCUAUGCAGCUCACCUGACCUUCCUCAAUGACCUUCAAGCCAGCUUCCCAGCCAACUCGGAGAUCUACACCAUUGGUCAAUCGGUAGCAGGUCGACCCCUUACUGGCAUCCACAUCUGGGGUAGCGGUGGAAAGGGCUCCAAGCCAGCCGUAGUGUUCCACGGAAAUGUCCAUGCUCGCGAAUGGAUUACUUCCAAGACCGCAGAGUACAUUGCGUACACGCUCUUAACCGAGUACGGAUCAACCGCAGCCAUCACGGCCGUGGUUGACAAGUUCGACUUCUACAUCACGCCUGUCGUGAACCCAGACGGCUUCGUGUACACCCAAACCAAUGACCGCCUGUGGCGCAAGAACCGCCAGACUGUCAGCGGCAACAGCUGUAUUGGUCGGGAUAUCAACCGCAAUUGGCCCUUCCAGUGGUCUGCCACGGGAGGCGCAUCGACGAACCCAUGCUCUGAGACUUACAAGGGACUUGCUGCAAGCGAUGCCCCCGAGACCCAGGGUCUUGUCGCCCAAAUUCAGCAGCUCAAGGCAUCUCGCGGUAUUAGUCUCUACAUCGACUUCCACUCUUAUGGCCAGUACAUUCUCUGGGCUUACGGCUACAACUGCGCAGCCACCGCCGAAAACAAUGCUGCCCUCCAGUCACUAGCUACUGCUGCUAGGACUGCCAUUGCAGGUGUCUCUGGAACCUCGUACACCAUCGGAAAAUCCUGCAGCACGUUGUACGCAACUACCGGGUCCAGCGUUGACUACAUUGAUGCCACAGGCAACGCAACAUAUAGUUAUACCUAUGAGCUCAGGGAUACUGGGACAUAUGGCUUUGUGCUGCCUGCCAGCCAGAUUAGGCCCACCGCAGUGGAGACGUGGGCCGGUGUGUUGGUCAUGCUUCAGAGGGCUUAA